GCAGGCUGCGAGCGCGCGGACCGCAGCAGUGCGCGAGCCUCGGAGCGCGCGGUACUGUUGGGCAGCGCAGCGGGUUCGCCGCACGCACGCCGGCCCGCACCCAGCCGACCGCCCUGCUCGUGCCAGCCCUUCUCACCCAGUCAACGGCGCGCCCAGCGGCCAUGACCGCCGAGGAGAUGAAGGCGACAGAGAAUGGGUCGCAGUCUGCGCCGCAGCCCCUUGAGGGAGUGGACAUCAGCCCCAAGCAGGACGAGGGCGUGCUCAAGGUCAUCAAGAGAGAGGGUACAGGCACAGAGACACCCAUGAUUGGGGACCGAGUCUUUGUCCACUACACUGGCUGGCUAUUAGAUGGCACAAAGUUUGACUCCAGUCUGGACCGCAAGGACAAAUUCUCCUUUGACCUAGGAAAAGGGGAGGUCAUCAAGGCUUGGGAUGUUGCUGUGGCAACCAUGAAGGUGGGGGAAGUGUGCCAUAUCACCUGCAAGCCAGAAUAUGCCUAUGGUUCAGCAGGCAGUCCUCCAAAGAUCCCCCCAAACGCUACGCUUGUAUUUGAGGUGGAAUUAUUUGAGUUUAAGGGAGAGGAUCUGACAGAAGAUGAAGAUGGUGGAAUCAUCCGCAGAAUACGGACUCGGGGUGAAGGCUAUGCCAAGCCCAAUGAUGGUGCUAUGGUAGAAGUGUCACUGGAAGGGUACUAUAAGGACCAGCUCUUUGACCAGCGGGAGCUCCGCUUUGGGGUUGGUGAAGGGGAGAAUCUGGAUCUGCCCUGUGGACUGGAGACAGCCAUUCAGCACAUGGAGAAAGGAGAACAUUCCGUUGUAUACCUCAAACCCAGCUAUGCUUUUGGCAGCAUUGGGAAGGAGAAGUUCCACAUCCCACCCCACGCUGACCUGAGAUACGAAGUACAUCUGAAGAGUUUUGAGAAGGCCAAGGAAUCUUGGGAGAUGAAUUCUGAGGAGAAGCUGGAACAGAGUGGCAUAGUGAAAGAGAGGGGCACUGUAUACUUCAAGGAAGGCAAGUACAAGCAAGCUCUACUGCAAUACAAGAAGAUCGUGUCUUGGCUGGAGUACGAGUCUAGUUUUUCCAGUGAGGAAAUGCAAAAGGUCCGUGCUCUUCGACUGGCCUCACACCUCAAUCUGGCCAUGUGUCACCUGAAACUGCAGGCCUUCUCAGCUGCCAUAGAAAGCUGUAAUAAGGCCCUGGAACUGGAUAGCAACAAUGAGAAGGGCCUCUUCCGCCGGGCAGAGGCCCACCUGGCUGUAAAUGACUUUGACCUGGCACGGGCUGACUUCCAGAAGGUUCUGCAGCUCUAUCCCAACAACAAAGCCGCCAAGACCCAGCUGGCCGUGUGCCAGCAGCGGACCCGAAAGCAGCUUGCCCGAGAGAAGAAACUCUACGCCAACAUGUUUGAAAGGCUGGCCGAGGAAGAGAGCAAGGCCAAGGUGACUACAGGAGAUCAUCCCACAGACACAGAGAUGAAGGACCAGCAGAACAGUGUGGCAGGGACCCAGUCUCAAGUGGGGACAGAAGCCUAGCCUGUCUCUUCCCUGCCCACCCCUGUGGCUGCCUACCUCCCUGCUCCCUUCCCUGCUCCACCCUGUUAGUUUUGUAAAAACUGAAGAAUUUUGAGUGAAUUAGACCUUUAUUUUUCUAUCUGGUUUGAUGAUGGCUUUGGGAGAAAGGAAAAGAGCAGGAUGGGGGUGAGCUGUGGGGAGAUAGUCUUAGAUGGUGUCAACCCCUUUCCUUCUUACAUAUGAACAUGUAUGUCCAUCCACACAUACUCAUAAGAAUGUUAAUUUAUUUUGCUCCCUGUUUGUUAGGUCUGUUUUUCAAGUGCAAAAGGGGGCAGGUGGUAGGGAUGAGGUCUCAUAAAAAGCCAGGGUGGAGUGGGAGACUCCUGAGGCAGCCAUUUUCCUCAUCCUUUCCCAAGUGUGUGGUCUCCCUGUCAGUGCUAGGAGCAUGGGAAAACCACUGCUGUGCCCAUUAUCUCUUGCCUGCCUUACCCCACCCAGAUGGUAUGGCUGAUAAUGCCCUCUGAUGUCAGUGAUCACCUCUAGCCAGCCCUUUCCUGUACUUCCCUCCCAUCAGUUUCCCUUCUAGCCAGGUUGUCCCCACUCCUACCCCCUCAGCCUCUUUUCUGCACGUUGCUGAAGGUCCAGGCACACCUCAAGUCCUGUGCUUGAGCAAUAAAGUGGAAACAAUGAAA
Molecule: messenger RNA, 2203 nt
Organism: Nannospalax galili (Upper Galilee mountains blind mole rat)
Lineage: Eukaryota; Metazoa; Chordata; Mammalia; Rodentia; Spalacidae
Gene: Fkbp4
Product: FKBP prolyl isomerase 4
Exons: 10
Coding region: 162-1532 (456 amino acids)
Molecular function (GO): protein binding; peptidyl-prolyl cis-trans isomerase activity
Source: RefSeq, a predicted model, not a curated record